Messenger RNA from Durusdinium trenchii, 4269 nucleotides. The record is from the annotation of a GenBank genome assembly. NCBI's taxonomy places the organism in Eukaryota, Dinophyceae, Suessiales, Symbiodiniaceae.
AUGGAACCACCCAAGCGCCGUCGCAUUUGGGCGAAGCGGCCGCCGCUGCCACACGAAGAGCUCCAAGCGCCUGCCGCGCAGCCAGCUCUUGCUGCGGAGGCCGCGCCCGCCGGCCAUCGGCGGAGACAGGUGUUUUGCCCGGGCAGGGGCCCGGAACAGCCAUGUUGCUUUGCUGCUGAUGGCAGCGGUCGCGCCGCCAAAGGAACCCGGGACGGGUGCUGCAGCUUUUGUCAUCGGGACAACAUGGACACUGCCUUGGGCACUGCGCGUGGCCGGAAGAUCGUGGCCCGCCUCUUGAGGCAAUGGCGCUUGAUGGCGCCCAACAUCUUUGAGGCGGCUUUCAACCAGAGCGUUUUGGCGGAGAUCGAUGGCGCAACAAGGGAAAGCUUGCGCGCCCAAGUGUCUGAGCCCAUGUGGGAGGAGUUGCUUGCAAAGCGGUGCUCCAUUGUCGCCGGCCCUUCGCCUCAAGAACUCCGUGAAUACCAAGACGGAGUGGAGCAGGAUAGAGCUUAUGUGCAGAAGAAGUUCUUUCCAAGCAGGACACGGACGGUCCGACACGCCAACCACCAAUGGCGAGCACCAAUGAACGAGGAGCUUCGUGGACAGGUGCGGGAUCUCGCACACAACGAUGCUGGCUUGCCUGCUGCCUACGUCAGCUCUGCAGCUGCUGCGUUGGAGACUUGGUGCAAGCGUGGGUCUUGGGACUUGUGUCGCCAAUGUGCUUCCGUGCAACCACGUCAUCUGAAGGAAGCAGCUUCACGAGACGCAGCCAAGGGAAACAUCAUCCUUUGCAAGAACUGUGCCAAAAAGGAGGACAAGAAAACAUGGAUACCCUCACCAGAAGAUGUGCCGGCUGUGCUUCGUGGCUUAUCCUGGGCCCAAAUUGAGGCGCUGCGGCCCUUGGACGUGGACAGCGGGCCGGAAUGGAAGGCUGAGUUUGGCUACUACUUCCACAGCAGCAUGAUCCGCUUCUCGUGGGCCCUGGACGACGUGGAGGACAAGAUCGAUGCUUUGCGGAGUCGGCAAGAGCGGAAGAGAGCAAAGAAGGCUUUCAAUUUUCUCGUGGACAAGGACAACUGCAACUACUGGAAAUGGAUCGAGCGGCACCGGCGCUUCAUGAACGACAAUCCCCGGGCCACGGAUGAGCGCCGUAAGAGGCCACUUCGCUACAUCGAGGAAGAGGGCAUCGAGACCGCUGUGUGGCCACAUCUCUACUGGGAUACCCGGCUCUGUGAGACGGCCACUCGCCUAGCGGACGUUCGUCGCAAGCAGCGGGCUGGCCAUCAACAAGAUCCAGAAGACGAUCCCAUGGGUGACGCGACGGGGGGGCAAGAAGACAGCAGCGGCCGCCAAAGUCUCAAGCGGAGCUUCCUCCUCAAAGCCUUCGGGCCCACAGCGGACUACGCUGGUGACUACAACCUCUUGCACUUCGUCUUCGACCUGUCCACUUGGUCGGACAUCGGCGGAAAGAAGGGCGCUCUGCGAGGCAUGCCGAUGUGGCAAGCCAUGAAAGGCGCUGCCUGGACUCCUCAAUACUGGCAGGUUCGCCACGCGGCCGCCUUGGACAUGCAAGCUCAGUGCGGUUACCCGGUCGCUUUCAUCACUUGGGCUCCCUUCGAGUGGUCCGCUCCCUACCACGAAGCACUUCUGCAGCAGAUGCGAGAUUUAGGCCGGCAACGUCUGGGGUUGGCCGGGCCUGAAUCUUUGCAUUUGGCACAUCUCUUGACUGAGCUCUUCAGGGAAUGGGUCUGUGGUGGCGGCCGCAAGUUCGGCGAUGCCACGUCGCAGUGGAAGGCAGCUCUGUUUGGUGGCACGAAGCCGGAUGGCAGUCGGGUUAAGGUCAACUUCGUGGGCGCCGUGCAUCUCCAUGGGCUGGUCUUUGCCGAGAGCAUCAAGCACAUGAAGUUGCACGAGAAGUUCUCCGCGACUGUGCCUGCGGAAGGCGACCCGCUGAGAGGCUUGGUGCUCGAUGGCCAAACGAGCAGGACGGGCAGCGGCUGGCCGGUCUUUGAAGGACCUUCUCACUAUGACGCGGCCGUGGACAAGGUGAAGCUUCACCACUCCAUGGAGGACAAGCGGCUCGGCGUGCGAGGCUACAGCCCAGAAGUCCUGGACGUCUUGAAAUGCCAUCAGGAUGCGCAGAUCGAGCGCGGCACCGGCCUCAUGCUCAAGUACGCCGCCACCUACUUGCCCAAGUUCAGUGACGGUCCUGGCAAGGAGCUCAUGGAUGACAGUAGCAGCGGCUAUGGAGCUGCCAGGCGUGCCCUUUUCACUUUUCAUCCCGGAGAGCCUGAGAUGUGGCUGCUGCUGGCCAAUCAAAGCUCCCCCAUGUUCGUGAUGGGUGGGACUAUGCAGCCGAUCAUCGCGCCGCACCCAGGCAUGGAGCAGCCCCCGGCUUACGUGGCGCUCUACGAGCAGGCCGCCUGGCGCGGCGAGAUGACUCUCCUGGAGUACUUGCGCAGGGUCAACAACAAGGGCAACAUCUUGGAGCACAUCCGGAAGGCCCACAUGAAGGACACCAGAGGCCUCAGUUUAGAGAGCUUCGCGGUCCGUUACGAGACCUUUGGCGAGAAAAUCAUAGCUGCGGAGAUGGUGUCCAUGCUCAACGAUAAGUACUAUGGCCAGUGGAUGGCAUUGAACGUACCCUUCCAGACGCUGAGUGGCUUGCUUGUGCCAGACAUCGUGGACAAGGUGCCUGAACACGUGAAAUUUUUGGCUUGCGCUCUGCAUUGGGCACCGCACGUGUGGCGGAACGAGCAGGCCAUCCGGGAGCACAUGGCUUUGAGGGCGCACAAAGAAUCCCUGGUCAACACAGUGGUUCAAAUGAUCAAGACCCAGGAAUUCUUCAUUCACCUGCAUUUGAACGGGCACCUGGAACGAGAGACGCGCGUGCGGCCGGCUGCGCGGGUGAUGCCUUCUUACUUUGAAGAUGCGGAGAGCGGCUUGCGACUCACCCCGGAGCAGAAGCGGGUGGCCGACAACAUCGACCAGCGCGUCGAUCAAGCCCUGGCCAUUCGAGACGCUGCCGACGAGCAGGAAAUGGAGCGAUUGCUUGGCCUCGCAGAAGAGCACGGUUCCAUGGUCGCCGUGUCUGGCCAACCCGGCACCGGCAAGACUGCCGUCGUGGACCUCUGCGUCAAGCGGGCCCAACGCCUGCAAGCCCGGAUCUUGCUGGCCAUGCCCACGGGAGUUCAAAGGUCUCGAAUGAAGCAACGCCACCCUGAAGUGGACCUCGACACUUGCCACGGGGCCUUUCUCUUCCACAAGCCGCUGGUAGAGGCCAUGGGUAUCAUGAUGUGCUAUGAUCUGAUCGUCGUCGACGAGGCCGUCCAACUUUUUGAAGAGCAUUUUGAACGGCUGGAUCAAAUGUGGCGGGCGGCGGGCAAGGUUCCGUGCCUGGUCUUCGUGGGCGAUGAGUGGCAGUUGCCGCCGCCGGACAACACCAAGCGCAGCCUUGUCCACCACCCCAAAUGGCGCCUGGUCUACAAGAUUGAGCUCCACAAGGUCUGGCGCCAAGCCGACGGAGACCCCUUGCUGGAGAAGCUGGCCUACCUGCGCAAGAACCGGCCCAUGGGCGGGGAAGGCAGCGCCUUUGUGCGAGAUAUGUGCAGCGGUCGCAGAGCCUGGUCUGGGCGCCACGAGCCCACGAACCUGGACAUCCAAGACUUGCUGCGCAAAACCGAUGGGGCUACCACUGUCAUCACGUGCACUCGAUGGGGCGCUGCUCUGGUUAACGCUUUGGCCGUGGAGGUGCUCUUCGAGCUACCCGGCCGCAUCAAAUUGGGCGGCGUAGGCGCUGACUACGAGAGCAACCCCGACAACUACCAUUGGAACGGGGUGGCCUACGAGAUGAGGCAGGAUCAAAGCCCGGAGCCCUUGAAAUUAGACCUCUACGAAGGUCUGCGGAUCCGCCUGACCCGGAACAUGAACAAGAGGCUGGACUAUGUGAACGGCAUGACGGCCACGGUCCAAGCCUUCGACCGGUCUUCCGGGGGCGUCAUUGUGGAGACCGAGACCAAGCAGGUGCUCUGCGUGUACCCCGUGACGGAAGAUGCCGCCGGCGGCCGGGUGGUCUACUACCCGAUGAAGCCCGGGUACGCAGACACCGUGCACAAGUUCCAGGGGGCGGAGCUGGCCCACGUGACGUUUUGGCCUGACAGGGAAGGGUGCGCAGCUGCUGCCUAUGUGGCUUUAUCCAGAGUUAAGAAGGACACCGACUACCUCUUGGGGGGCUACAUCAAGCCGGAGCACUUCGUUCCUGCCAGGUGA